UGUGCGUCCUUCAGACAUUUAGUACAUGUACGCCCGUCCCUGAUAUCCUUCAUCCAGACAUGGCUAGACUCCAUUUUACAUUUCUGGCGUUGAAGUUUGUUAUAUUUGGUUUGGGAUGGCAUCAUACGGAAGCUAUUGCAAAGUGUCGUGAUGGUUGGAUACAGUAUGAACAAUCAUGUUACCUCUUUGUCACUUCGUCUGAGACAUGGGUCGAACACAUGCAACACUGUAUUGAUGUUGAUGGACAUUUGGCGACAGUUAACAACGCAGCAGAGAAUUCAUUUCUUGAGGCAGAAGUGCAGAGGCGACGUGUAUCGUUUUGGAUAGGAGGUACAGAUAUAGACAAAAACAACACUUGGGUUUGGAUAGAAGACAAUACACCUCUUCCCAUGCCCCCUUGUGGUAGGUCUAACAAUUUCUGUGCGUGGGGCGAGGACGAACCGAAUAAUUUGCACAGACACCAACAUUGCCUGGAGCUAAACAUCUACGUUCAUUGGAAUGAUAACGAAUGCACGUUAUCACGCGGAGCAAUUUGUGAAGCAAAACCAAAACCACAUGGCCACUGGAUAACACUCGGGUAACAGUUCUUUAUAGCUGUACGUGUCACUUAGCUAAUAAAACUGCGUCGUAA
Molecule: messenger RNA, 631 nt
Organism: Mizuhopecten yessoensis (Yesso scallop)
Lineage: Eukaryota; Metazoa; Mollusca; Bivalvia; Pectinida; Pectinidae
Product: C-type lectin lectoxin-Phi1-like
Exons: 5
Coding region: 60-581 (173 amino acids)
Molecular function (GO): signaling receptor activity
Source: RefSeq, a predicted model, not a curated record